UCUCGUUUAAUCUCUGUCUCGCCCUCUCUCUUUUUCAUGCUCUUUUCUCUCCCGGGCUCUCGCAGGCAGCGCCACAGGAGCAGGAGCGCCAGCGGAGGGAGGAAGUGAGGAAGGAAGAGUUGUGGAGGAUGAGAGAAAGAGAGCAGGAGGAGAUCACUGUGCUCCGAGCCAAGAAGAAGAGUUUGGAGAUGGAGCUGGAGGCUGUGGGCAGCAGACACAAGCAGUUAUCAGAUGGUCUCCGUGACGCCCAGAGUAAGAGGCGGAUCCAAAGAGCGGAGAUCGAUCUUAUCAAUCAGCAGAGAGAUGGGCGUGCCUCCAAGAUCAACACCCUGCAGACACAGUUUGAGGACUACCAGAGGAAACUGUGUCAGUUGGUUCCACAACAACAGAGACUGACAGAGAGACUCAAGUACAUGGGCUGCAACAACAUCCCUGCUGUGGCAAUGACCUCUGUAGGUGGCAGCGUUGCGGAGAAGGGCGUGGUCUGUCGGAGGCUGAAGGACCAAUUAGACACUCUGGAGAGAGAGACAACCGACAAGCUGGCCAUGAUGGACCACUACCAGCAAGACCUCAAGUCAGUCGAUAUGGAUGACUGUGUUCUACAGUCUCUUCUCUCGCUGCUGGGCUGUCUCAGUCAACUCUUCCUCCUUAUCAAGGACCUGAGGGAGCGGCAGGGGAAGCAGCAGGCUGUUCUGGAGGACCUCUGCCGGGUCAAGGAGCUGAAACUGAGAGAGAUGGAGAGAGGGAGAGAGGAGGAAAGAGAGAGAAAGAGGAGGGGGGAUGAAGAGGCUGCCAGGUUGUGGGUCUUCAAGCAGGGCAAUGCACAACACAUCAGCUGUAUGUGA
This is a messenger RNA of Oncorhynchus masou masou (cherry salmon), 845 nucleotides long. Its product is annotated as intersectin-2-like. The record is from RefSeq and is a predicted model, not a curated record. The transcript is spliced from 7 exons. NCBI's taxonomy places the organism in Eukaryota, Metazoa, Chordata, Actinopteri, Salmoniformes, Salmonidae. Bases 129 to 845 code for a protein of 238 amino acids.